Cynara cardunculus var. scolymus (artichoke) is the source of this 675-nucleotide messenger RNA. RefSeq names its product leucine-rich repeat and coiled-coil domain-containing protein 1. The coding region runs from base 1 to 675 and encodes 224 amino acids. Lineage: Eukaryota; Viridiplantae; Streptophyta; Magnoliopsida; Asterales; Asteraceae. The transcript is spliced from 8 exons. The record is from RefSeq and is a predicted model, not a curated record.
AUGGGAGGUACCAAUUCGCAAAAGGAGCUUCUAAGCCUAAUCCGCGAUGUCUCUACAGAAAAAUCUCAAGGAGAGCGUAGGGUAGUAAACCUCAAGAAGCAAAUUGAAGAGCGCCAAUCGGAACUUGAUUCUGUGAAUUUAGAGCUCGAAGAAGCCAAGCGUUUGAAAGAAUGUACUGAACAAGAGCUUAAAGGCUACGAAGUUGAAUUGUCGAUGAAUGAAUCCUCAAUCCAAACUCUAGAGGGGCGGAUUUCUUUGAUUCAGGAUGAAAUAUCUUCAGUUGGAUCUGAUUUGGAGGCACUUAAGAAUGAAGAAGGGGCUUUACGGGAUGAUUUCAUCAAGAAAAUGUUUGACCUAAAUGCAAAGAUCAGAAAGUUUCAUCAGUCGGUAGAUUCUGUUAUCAAUGAAGCAUUCAGCAGCAAUACAGUAUCACAAAGUGUGAACAUUGAACAUGCUGAUACAAGAGAACUUGAAGAAGCCAACAGAUAUGUUGAAGAUAAGCUUGCUAAAAUACUCUCUGAAACCAAGAAAGCAGAAGAUGAAUUUCAAUCAGAACAAAAUUUUCACAUGCAGGAGCAAAAGGAGGUGGAUGAUUUGAAGUAUAGAAUAUCUUUGAUGGAAGCAGUAAUGGAAGGAAGUCAGGAGCUUCAAGAAUUAGCCAUAUAUCCUUGCUAA